Molecule: messenger RNA, 2487 nt
Organism: Sporothrix schenckii 1099-18
Lineage: Eukaryota; Fungi; Ascomycota; Sordariomycetes; Ophiostomatales; Ophiostomataceae
Exons: 1
Coding region: 1-2487 (828 amino acids)
Source: RefSeq, a predicted model, not a curated record
AUGAGCUCCAAAGUCUUAGGGCCUGCGCCAACGCAGGACAAGAGAGUUUCCUGCGUCUACCGCUCGAACCGAUCGCCACACCAGCUCCGUUUCUCCUUCCGACGGAAAGUUGUGAGGAAAUAUGGCCGGCACGAGUCUUCACUCACACAAAAGCAGCAGAUGCUAACGCAAAUCGAAUGUGUCGUACCGUCUUCACCAAGUCUGCGCAAAACGAAACUAUUCGGGAAAGAGCUGAAAUUGACUGCCUGUCGUGAUGACCACGCAAGCAGUUUCCCAGCGAGCAGUGCAGAGGAGGAGAACACAAGUCGAGAUAGCUCCGGCCGCAAGCAGAAUAAACGACGACAGAUACUGCAAAAAUCUAUCGACAGGACACUGGCGAACACUUCUUACCACACUCAGACAUUAACCCAACUCAUCUCUAAAAAUACACUCCUAGCCUCUGAUGUUGAUGACGACGUCUACAAUUGCGAACUCCAUACUACGAUCCAAGAUUCUGACGACGAUAAUAUUUGCCCUCUGCUUCCAUCCGGCACAACGUCAAGACAGGCAUUGCUAUCUCCACGGCAGCAAUUGGAAGUCGUCGAGAUGACGCCCUCUAAGCCAAACGCAAAUGUUACAAACGCAAUCUCAAAUUCGUUGCUAUUCACACCCAAGGCAACACGAACAGAGAUUCCAUCGUCCCAGCCCAGCCCGUUUACUCCAGUGUGGCCUCCUGGGCGCCACAUGGCCUCCCAAGCCUCCUCUCCCAUUUCUCGAAUCCGGCAAAACUCGACUAGUCCUACUCCAUCAGGACCAAAACGGGAUUUGGUGUCUAACGAUAUAAAAGCAAGUAACGUUUCUAAACGACGUAGGAGGGCAUUGCCAAACUCGCUCUUCGUGUCAGAUCUUCGCAAUUACAACGGAGUGGCGCAACAGGCUAUUACCUUUAUGGAAACGACAGAAAAAUCUGGACGGCUACAACCCGACAAAAGCUGUACGUCCAUGGGUAUCGAGGAUGUCUUCCAAUCUCUGCCUGUAACUGCACCCUCUUUGAUUUUCGCUCCAAAUCGACAGUCAAUAGAGGGAGGCAGAACAGUCGCAAGUACUUCAGGAGAGAUUUCUGAUAGCGACGAAGAAGGAUGCCGUUUGUCUGGCCCCUGCAUCCCAAUAAAACGGUCGGUGCCAAGACCGCGGCCCAACGCCCGGCUCGGUAGCAAGUUUGGUGACCAUUGUGGUAACACUAUACGGCAUUUGGGCUCGCCGCUGGUCGCUCACCCGCCACCGCCAGAUACGGUAGCAGCCAAGCCCAUAUCUGUCCUAAAAUUAAGGCGCGCUGCUGGUGCUGCCACAUUAUUUCGAAGAGGCGUCGAAACGGAAGUGACUCAAGCUUGGCCAAACUGUGAGACGUCGAGCUCGCUCACGGCCACGGACCGACCCACAAUGUCAUCCACCAGCGGCCAAGAUUCGAACCUGCCAGUAGAUGACCAGCAAUAUAGCCAGGCUUUGGAGAGUCAACGGAUUCCGCUAGAGACAAUUCGCUCCUUGGGCCCCCAAACUGACCGGACCGACAUCAUCAUCUCCAUUCACCCUGAACAAAUCCGGAAGAUCGUCAUGGGGGACAAAGAUCACGAGUUUCGAAAUUUCAAACUCCCUCACACAGUCAGUCGCUUUUGGAUGUAUGCCACGCGACCAGUUUGCGAGCUACAAUACAUGGCUGUAGUUGCAGCUGGAUUCAAGCAACCCGGCGGUAUCAACAGCGAUGGCGGUGUUGGCAAUGCCGAGUUCAAUGCCGGGAAGCUAGUGGCCAAAUUUGCAUACAAAUUAGUCCAGGUGUACCAAUUGAACAACCCUGUGUCCCUGGACGUGAUGCGAAAAAAUGGAUGGGCAGGACCCCCUCGACGGUAUGACUACUUGUCUCCAGCCAUAGUUGGAUCUCUUCUGAGCAACCUGCGUUGUGCUAUUUUCGAGGAGACUGCCAGGCCAGGCCUUGAGAGUGGAGAGAAUAGUUGUGAAAGCAACGAGGCCCGUGGCAACUGUGGUGAGAUGCCCAUAUCCCAGAAAAUUGAAGCGCAGCUUUCAAGUGAUAGAGCUGAAACUCACGAAGGCUGUCUCCCGAGCGACCGGAGCCAGCCUAAAGCACCCGACGCCUUUCAAACCUACAGGCGUCGAACGACACGUGGCUGUCAGAUUGCUAUGAUCCGAGACGGGUCUCCGGCCAAGAACCGUGCAAUGCCACCAAACACCCCAAGCUCAGCAUGGUCCUCUCAAGCAACAACUGCCACUACCGCAUCGGGCCCUGAUUCCUUCUUUACGGGGAGCACACUACCGAGACCAGUUAGCAAGUUGGAAAAGUUGUCAAAUAAACAGCGGAAGCAGAUGUCGAUGCAAACUGCUGGCAUGUAUGCAAACGAUGUAACGCAGGACAUCUUACCUGACAGCCUCUAUGAGGAAGUACGUCAGGCACCACCUAUUGUUAUCGAGGAGUCGGAGGACUCAGGAAAGGAAUAA